UUGUGAAUUUAUUCUGACCACCAAACUUCAGAGACCACCAGAUUAUCAGCCAUGAGGAUCCUUUACUUCUUUGUUGCUGUUGUUUUCUUCCUCUUCCAGAUUUGCCCAGGUUAUACUCAGGGCCCUCCUCCUCUUGCGGAUACUAUUGCGUGCAGAAAUACUCCUGCGGCUUUUUGCCAAGCUGGCGUAUGUCCUCCAACUUUUAGAGAAGAGGGAACGUGCUUUGGAGGAGCAAUUAAAUGCUGCAAAAAGGCGGCUUUCUGAGGACACCUCUGUGCUCUGACUGUUCCACUCCUACCAGAACUUGUCCUACUGAAGAAGAAAAUCUGCAGCACUCUUUUGCUGCUCACCGCUAAAAGGAUGUUUCCAAACAUGCAUCACAUUUGUGCACAAAAUCUAUAACCUCAAUCACCACUCCUAUAUCUCUCAGCAGUUUUCUGCAUUUCUGCUCACAUGAAUGCAGGAGCCAAGGGGAAAACUUGCUGGCCUCCCCCAUCAUAACUCGUAAACAAUUUUUUUUUGGGGGGGAGGAUACUACCUAGGCCACCUUUCUGCACGUUUC
This is a messenger RNA of Rhineura floridana, 562 nucleotides long. Its product is annotated as gallinacin-10-like. The record is from RefSeq and is a predicted model, not a curated record. Bases 52 to 264 code for a protein of 70 amino acids. Gene Ontology annotation, biological process: defense response to Gram-negative bacterium; defense response to Gram-positive bacterium; innate immune response in mucosa. Lineage: Eukaryota; Metazoa; Chordata; Lepidosauria; Squamata; Rhineuridae. Gene Ontology annotation, cellular component: extracellular region. Gene Ontology annotation, molecular function: CCR6 chemokine receptor binding. The transcript is spliced from 3 exons.